AUGGCCUUUCCCGCGCUCGCCGCGCUCCUGCUCCUACUGCAGCUGUUCCGAGGCCCCGCAGCGCGCCCCGCGCCCCCCAGGGCCACGAGACACUCGGACGGGACAUUCACGAGCGAGUUGAGCCGUCUUCGAGACAGCGCGCGGCUGCAGCGACUGCUCCAGGGGCUGGUGGGAAAACGCAGUGAGCAGGAUCCGGAGAACAGUACAGCCAGUGGCCAGAGGAUCGAGGGGGACCGGCUCUGCCUGCUGUGGUCCGACGCACCCUCCCUGCAGACCUGCACCCCUCCUAUCCCCCGUGGGAAGACAUUCGGAGCCCCAGUUAGGGACAAUGCCCCCUGGUGUCUUUCUUCUGGUGAUGAGCCGGCUGGCUGGCAGGAACCCCUUGGUGGAGGCCUGUCGUAA
This is a messenger RNA of Chrysochloris asiatica (Cape golden mole), 402 nucleotides long. It is a transcript of the gene SCT, whose product is annotated as secretin. The coding region runs from base 1 to 402 and encodes 133 amino acids. The transcript has 4 exons. NCBI's taxonomy places the organism in Eukaryota, Metazoa, Chordata, Mammalia, Afrosoricida, Chrysochloridae. Gene Ontology annotation, cellular component: extracellular region. The record is from RefSeq and is a predicted model, not a curated record. Gene Ontology annotation, molecular function: hormone activity. Gene Ontology annotation, biological process: negative regulation of gastrin-induced gastric acid secretion; positive regulation of somatostatin secretion; positive regulation of pancreatic juice secretion.